AUGAACGUUUUCAGUUAUUAUCGUGUUACAAGAGUUCAGUUUUAUGAUUUGUUAUCAUUGAUUAUCGGAGAUAUUACUAAACAAGAUACUAACUAUCGGAAGGAUAUAACGCAAAAAGAAAGAUUAGCUAUUUGUUUGAGGUUUUUAGCUACUGGUGACUCCUUUAUAACAACUGAAUAUAAUUACAGAGUGGUCGUUGAUGCGAACAAAAGAUUUAUUAUAAUAGACGUUGGUUCAAUGGGCCGAUUUAGCGACGGAGGUAUUUUUGCAGAUAGCACAUUUGGCUACAAAUUACAAAACGGGCAUCUAAACUUACCUAAUCAUAAACCUUUAACACCUGAUGGCGAUCCAACACCUUUUGUAUUUAUAGGUUAUCAAGCAUUCCCAUUACAAAAACACUUUAUGAGACCGUACCCACGGAGUGUUUAG
Parnassius apollo (apollo) is the source of this 429-nucleotide messenger RNA. NCBI's taxonomy places the organism in Eukaryota, Metazoa, Arthropoda, Insecta, Lepidoptera, Papilionidae. The record is from the annotation of a GenBank genome assembly.